This is a messenger RNA of Drosophila obscura, 1861 nucleotides long. It is a transcript of the gene Pgd, whose product is annotated as 6-phosphogluconate dehydrogenase, decarboxylating. The record is from RefSeq and is a predicted model, not a curated record. Gene Ontology annotation, cellular component: cytosol. The transcript has 3 exons. NCBI's taxonomy places the organism in Eukaryota, Metazoa, Arthropoda, Insecta, Diptera, Drosophilidae. Gene Ontology annotation, biological process: pentose-phosphate shunt; pentose-phosphate shunt, oxidative branch. Gene Ontology annotation, molecular function: NADP binding; phosphogluconate dehydrogenase (decarboxylating) activity. The coding region runs from base 148 to 1593 and encodes 481 amino acids.
UUCACAUGCAGAGUGGCAACGCCAAGUGGCAGAUCGAUCGUGAAAAAACAUUCGACAGAAGCACCGCAAAAAACAUCAGAAACAAAAAACGAAAUUAGUUCUCCUCAGUACAUUUUUUUUUUUUGAAAAAAAGGAAGCGACAACAAGAUGAGCGGAAAAGCUGACAUUGCACUCAUUGGGCUGGCCGUGAUGGGCCAGAAUCUCAUAUUGAAUAUGGAUGAGAAGGGGUUUGUGGUGUGCGCCUACAAUCGCACGGUGGCCAAGGUCAAAGAUUUCCUCGCCAACGAGGCCAAAGGCACAAAUGUGAUUGGCGCUGAGUCACUGAAGGACAUGGUCGAGAAACUGAAAACGCCGCGCAAAAUUAUGCUGUUGGUCAAGGCCGGCAGUGCCGUCGACGACUUCAUCGAGCAACUGGUGCCGCUGCUCUCCCGCGGCGAUGUGAUCAUUGAUGGCGGCAACUCUGAGUACCAGGACACGUCGCGUCGCUGCGCCGAGCUGGAGAAGCUGGGCCUGCUCUUUGUGGGCUCAGGCGUCAGCGGUGGCGAGGAGGGUGCCCGUCACGGACCCUCCCUGAUGCCCGGCGGACACGAGGCCGCCUGGCCCCUGAUUAAGCCCAUUUUCCAAGCCAUCUGCGCCAAGGCCGAUGGCGAGCCCUGCUGUGAGUGGGUCGGCGAUGGGGGCGCGGGCCACUUUGUGAAGAUGGUGCACAAUGGCAUCGAGUACGGGGACAUGCAGUUGAUCUGCGAGGCCUACCACAUUAUGCAGAGCCUGGGUCUGUCCGCCCCCCAGAUGGCCGACGAGUUCGGCAAGUGGAAUUCGGCCGAGCUGGACUCUUUCCUCAUCGAAAUCACGCGCGACAUCCUCAAGUACAAAGACAGCAAGGGACAUCUGCUGGAGCGAAUUCGGGAUACGGCCGGCCAGAAGGGUACGGGCAAGUGGACGGCCAUUGCCGCCCUGCAGUACGGCGUUCCCGUGACGCUCAUCGGCGAGGCUGUCUUCUCCCGCUGCCUGUCCGCCCUCAAGCAGGAGCGCGUCCAUGCCAGCGGCGUGCUCAAGGGUCCCUCAGCGAAGCCGAGCGUUGCAAAUGUGACCAAGUUCCUGGACGACAUCAAGCACGCCCUGUACUGUGCCAAGAUUGUUAGCUACGCACAGGGAUUCAUGCUGAUGCGCGAGGCGGCCAAGGAUAACAGCUGGAGGCUGAACUACGGUGGCAUUGCACUGAUGUGGCGCGGCGGCUGCAUCAUACGCAGCGUCUUUCUCGGCAACAUCAAGGACGCCUACACAUCUCAGCCGCAGCUGUCCAACCUGCUGCUGGACGAUUUCUUCAAGAAGGCCAUUGAGCGGGGCCAGGACUCGUGGCGCGAGGUGGUGGCCAAUGCCUUCCGCUGGGGCAUUCCGGUGCCAGCGCUCUCCACCGCCCUGAGCUUCUACGAUGGCUAUCGCACCGCCAAGCUGCCCGCCAAUCUGCUGCAGGCCCAGCGCGACUACUUUGGGGCCCACACCUACGAGCUGCUCGGGGACGAGGGCAAGUUCCAUCACACCAACUGGACGGGCACCGGCGGCAAUGUUUCGGCCAGCACAUAUCAGGCAUAGGCUACCGUCCCUCCCCCUUCCCACCACCCACACACACACACAACGCAACACACAUUCCAUGAUUCCAUGUCAUAAGGUACUACAUAGUUGGAACUCCCUCCUGGGGAGCGGAGCUGCUGUAACACAAGUUUACAAUUGUUUUGAUUUUUUUUUUAGGGUAGCAGUACCUAUUUAUAACGUUAAUAUAUAUAUAUGUAUGUAUGUAUAUAUAAUUUCAUAUUGUUUUUAAACAUAAUAUUAAAUUGGUGUUUUUUGCUAGCAAACGAUA